GCUUCUCUCUCUCUCUCUCCAGAAAAGCACCGGGGAUUUGCCUUCAUUGAAUUUGAGCUGGCAGAGGAUGCGGCAGCAGCUAUUGACAACAUGAAUGAGUCUGAGCUCUUCGGCAGGACAAUUCGUGUGAACUUGGCCAAACCAAUGCGAAUUAAAGAAGGAUCAUCCAGGCCUGUGUGGUCGGACGACGACUGGCUGAAGAAGUUUUCGGGGAAGACUCUGGAGGAGAACACAGAGGAGGCAGGAGCAGAGGCCCCCAAAACAGAAGUGCAGGAGGGUGAGCCUCCUGCCAAGAAAUCCCGGGUCAACCCUCAGGUUUACAUGGACAUCAAGAUUGGAAACAAACCUGCGGGGCGGCUGCAGAUCCUCCUGCGCUCAGAUGUGGUGCCCAUGACCGUAGAGAAUUUCCGCUGCCUCUGCACCCAUGAGAAAGGCUUCGGCUUCAAAGGGAGCAGCUUCCACCGCAUCAUCCCCCAGUUCAUGUGCCAGGCUGGCGACUUCACCAACCACAACGGCACCGGAGGCAAAUCCAUCUAUGGGAAGAAGUUUGAUGAUGAAAACUUCAUUCUCAAACACACGGGGCCAGGGCUGUUAUCGAUGGCAAACUCUGGCCCAAAUACCAACGGCUCCCAGUUCUUCAUCACUUGUGAUAAAACAGACUGGCUGGACGGGAAGCACGUGGUGUUCGGGGAGGUGACGGAGGGCAUGGACGUGGUGCGGCAGAUCGAGGUAGGUGCCGGCAGCAGGGUGGUCGGGCAGAGGGAGGCAGGUCCCUGGCUGGCUGCCGUCCUGCUGGGAAGCGAGCCUGGUCCAACUCCAUCUCCAUCCGAGAGGGAGGGCUUUUACCGGGAUGUGCAAGUGGGAGGACAAGGGCUGGCCAAGGAGCGUGAGGAAAUGAAGAAGCCCUUUGGGUGA
Molecule: messenger RNA, 915 nt
Organism: Pygoscelis adeliae (Adelie penguin)
Lineage: Eukaryota; Metazoa; Chordata; Aves; Sphenisciformes; Spheniscidae
Gene: PPIE
Product: peptidylprolyl isomerase E (cyclophilin E)
Exons: 8
Coding region: 91-915 (274 amino acids)
Biological process (GO): protein folding; protein peptidyl-prolyl isomerization
Cellular component (GO): intracellular membrane-bounded organelle
Molecular function (GO): peptidyl-prolyl cis-trans isomerase activity
Source: RefSeq, a predicted model, not a curated record